This is a messenger RNA of Didymosphaeria variabile, 1014 nucleotides long. RefSeq lists its product as uncharacterized. Bases 1 to 1014 code for a protein of 337 amino acids. The transcript has a single exon. The record is from RefSeq and is a predicted model, not a curated record. Lineage: Eukaryota; Fungi; Ascomycota; Dothideomycetes; Pleosporales; Didymosphaeriaceae.
AUGUUUCCCUCGCGUCCGCGAAUUAUUGCACCCAUAUACCGGCAGGCCCGAAGCUUUUCUACACAACGAUCGACAAUGGCGCCUCUACGAAUAGGCUUCGUCCCAGAGCACUUCUCCACGCCCCUCGAAUUCGCAAAGAAGCACUACGGUCUCGAUGCGCGGCUACUCCCAUACCCCUCUGGCACGGGGCACAUGGUCACAGCGCUUCAAGCUGAUGAGAUAGACGUCGGGGUUGGCCUUACGGAAGGAUGGGUAGCUGCGUUGGGCAAAGCGCAAGAAGCAAAGCAAGACGCGGGGUUCAAACUGGUAGGCACCUACGUGGAGACACCGCUAUGCUGGGCGAUUUCUACUGGAGCCAAGCGCAGCGAGCUGAGCAGUGUCAAAGACCUCCAGGGCAAGAAAGUCGGCGUGUCAAGAAUUGGAAGCGGCAGCUAUGUUAUGAGCUUCGUACUCGCGGACCAGCAAGGCUGGCUUGACCCGCAAGCUUCCGGCCCGCCGUUUCCUGUCGAACCGCUGAAUACAUUUCUGAACCUUCGCGAAGGGGUGAACGAGGGAACUGCGGACUUCUUCAUGUGGGAGCACUUCACUUCGAAGCGGUACUACGAUAACGGCGAGAUCAAGCGCAUUGGCGAGAUUUAUACGCCGUGGUCAUCUUGGAAGAUUGUGGCGAGGAACGAUCUUCUGUACCCGAAGAACUGGUCACAAGGUGAUCAAGCUUCGCAUCCUGUGCUCAAGGAAGAGUUGGAUGAUGCGCUGCAGAAGAUCAAUAAAGGCAUUGAGCACUUCGAGGAAAACCAGGAGGAAGCGGUCGAGUAUAUUAGUACAAAGCUAGACUACUCGGAAGAGGAUGCACGGGAAUGGUUGAAGACGGUACGAUUUCCGCAAGAAGUGAGGGGCGUGGACGACGCGGUCAUACAGAAAACAGUGCGCAUACUUCAGAAGGCCGGCGUGCUUGGUAAUGGAGCGGGCGAGCAGACGAUGAUCGGGCUACAGAGAGAUGGGACGUCGCAUUGA